Messenger RNA from Diorhabda carinulata, 2409 nucleotides. It is a transcript of the gene Rbpn-5, whose product is annotated as rab GTPase-binding effector protein 1. NCBI's taxonomy places the organism in Eukaryota, Metazoa, Arthropoda, Insecta, Coleoptera, Chrysomelidae. Gene Ontology annotation, molecular function: metal ion binding; growth factor activity; GTPase activator activity. The transcript has 13 exons. Gene Ontology annotation, biological process: endocytosis. Gene Ontology annotation, cellular component: intracellular membrane-bounded organelle. Bases 338 to 2296 code for a protein of 652 amino acids. The record is from RefSeq and is a predicted model, not a curated record.
AUUCACAAAUGUAUUCUAGGCAGUUCUUCGCGUUAUCAAAUUUUUACAUAUACUUUAUAUAUUGUAUAAAAUAUUGUUAGACAAAUAUAAAUAUUUUUAAAAUAAAAAACUCCCGUAGUUAAUUUAAAAUGCAAAAAUAUCAUUCAUUUUGUCAACUAAAAUAAUUGACAUAAAAUUGUUAGGUUAUCAUAAAAUGUCAUAAUAGACAAUGAUCACUUUAUUAGUAAUUGGUAGGGAAUUUUACCAGCGUUUUUUUAGAAUAUCACAAUUAUUUAUUGUUCUUUAUUAUUAGAUAUGUUUUAUUAAUAUAAUUAUUAGUAGAUUUCCGCAAUACCAAAUGGAUCAACAGACACAACUUCAAAAUGUACCUGAUAACGUAAAAGAUUUGAAAGCUCAAAUAGAUGAAUUGAUAUCGGAAAAGAAAAAGAUUCAAGAAGAAUUUAAUAUACAAAGAGCAAAGUUGAAAGAUUUGUUUUUAUUAAAUGAAGCCGAAUUGGUUAAAAGGACAGAAGAAAACGUGCAAUUGAAUCAAGAUUUGAUUAAAUUACGAAAUGAAUUAGACGAUUGCAAGAGUCAGCUUGUUGUAGAUAGUAUGACUUUAGAAUCAACUUUUGAAGUAGAAAAAAGGAAAGCAGAAGAAGAAAUUGCUUCUCUACAAAGAUUAGUUCACGAAACUGUCGAGGAAUCAAGUUCUACGAGAACUCUGUAUGAUAUGGAACUUAAAAAAUUACAAAAUUAUAUUCAACAAUUACAGAAGGAAGUUGGCGAUUUGAAAAGAGAAAAAAAUCAAUCGCCACAUCACAUAUCACAGGAACACAGUUUGGCACCUAGUCAAGUUUUCAACGUUCUAACAAAAGGAUUAAAAAAAUUAGGUGCCGAUUCGUUUUCUUCCCAAGAAAGCGUAGAAGAUUCAUUCAAAAAGACUGAAGAAGAUGCGGAGCUUCUCAAGUCCUUAGUCGAACCGUUAAAUGAUCAAAUUAAAGCUUUGAAAGAAAAACUGAGGGCUACGGACGAACAGCUUCAAAGGUGCAGGGAAUGCGGUCAUCAGCAAGAAGAGAUGAUUUAUGCGUGUGAAGAUACCUCUCCUCUUCACACAAGUUUGAAUGCAACUGCAGCUACAAAUACAUCAUUCGAGUCCCACAAACUGUCAAUAUGUGACAUGUGCAGUAAUUACGAAGCUCAGUUAGUUAGAGAACAGAAACAUUCCAAAGAAUUGGAAGCCAAAGUUGUCGCAGCUGAAAAAGCGGCCGAACGACAUAAGGAAGAUUUGCUUAAAGAAAUCGGGUUCAGGAAAGACAUGGAAGAGAAAUGGAAUGAAAAGAAAGAGGAACAUAAAAGACAGGUGGCAGAACUGACGAGAAUGACCGAAUGUACCGAACAAGAUCUGAAAGAAUUACAACAAUUUUUCAAUCAAACUUGUUCCGAAAUGAAAACGAGUCUUGGAAAAUUAACACACGAAAGGGAAAUGGUUCAUCGAGAACUAACUAGGUUACAAGAGGAGAACGAUAUGUUAGUUGGUAAAUAUACUGCGCAUUCGCAAGAACUGCAAAGCGAAAUAAUAAAUUUACCGGAUACUGUACAGGAAUUGCACGAAAUAAUUUUGAAGAAUCAACAAGACUUGAUCAUUUGUAAAAUAGGCAAAGAGGCGCAAGAAACAAAAGUGAAUACGCUCCAAUCGGAAAUAAUGUUGUUGAAAGAUAGAAUAACUAACGAUCAACAUGAACGUAAAGGAAUAGAAGACAGUUUAGAACACGAAAUCAAAACUUUGAGGAAACUAGUGGAUGUAAUGCAUAAAGAGAAAAAACAAAUUAGUAGCAAUCAAGAGAAAUUGAUAAGUUCCGACAAUUUAAAUAGAGAAAAAUUGCAGGAGCAGAAUAAAAGGAUCGAAGAAAUGACUGAACUUAAUAAAACUUUAGAACAACAAAAUAGCGAAUUAAAAUCUAGGGUAUUCCAAUUACAACAAGAAUUAGAUAAUACAGAAGCAGUCCAACAAGAUUUUGUUAGAUUAUCACAAAGUUUACAGGUUCAAUUAGAAAAAAUUAGAGAAUCCGACACAGCGGUGCGAUGGCAACACGAAGAAGACGUCGACGACUGUCCGAAUUGCCGGCAGGUUUUCUCGUCAACGAAACGCAAACAACAUUGCAGACAUUGCGGUCAAAUUUUUUGUCAAAAUUGUUUGGUUAGAACUGUACUUUCCGGCCCCAAUAAUCGCCCGUCGAAAGUUUGCGACGUUUGUCAUACGUUGUUAGAUAAAUCCUCGGCGCCAUAUUUCAGCGAAGUACCGCCGAUGACUUGAACGGCUCAUUUUAGGAAGGUAGACGUUGAAUGUGUUUAAAAAAAUGUUUAAACCUGUAUAAAAUUAUCGAUUGUAUUUGAAAAUUGAAUAAUUACAAUUUUAAAUGAUGAAAA